AGGAAGAUCGCAGUUGCGACCAAAAGCAUGACGGACCCAACAAGUGGACCGAGCUGUCGAGGAAUCCCCGGUCAGCUUUCUCGACGUGAUUCGGAGACAGGGGAAAACUCGUACCAUAAUGGCUGUAAAACGGGGCUCUGGAAAUGUAGAUUUGCAACAGAGAGCCUGGCGCGCACAAGCUAUGGGCGUGCUGCGCCCAACUUUUGUCGCUCAGGAGAGCUCCAGCUUGGCCUCUCCUGUGGUCACGUGAAGCUUAAAACGCCUGGGUGGCGCGCCAAGGCGUCGCUGCCUGCCUCCGACAAUCUUCAUUUCUGCUCGACACAACCAAGGUCUGGCGGAGAGGCCUUGCCCUUUGCAACGCCUCGCCGGUUUACAUCGACAAGAUGUCAGAUCCGGUCAUGCUGCAGUCCGCUGUGCGCGUGCCGACUCCCCCACCAGGGACGUCGUACUCGCCGCAGCCUUCAGGCGCGCGCAAGCGAUCACCUCCAUCUCGCUCACCGUCUCCAGACCGUCGACGGUCGCCUCCGACAGGGGAUUCACGUGAUACUGCGGAUGUUCCUCAUAUCGACUCAGAUCGCGCGCUGGAGAGAGAGCGUCAGCUGGCAGAGCGGCUCCGCCAGCAUGAGAAGAAGGAAGCACCUCGCAAACCGCUGA
Molecule: messenger RNA, 654 nt
Organism: Rasamsonia emersonii CBS 393.64
Lineage: Eukaryota; Fungi; Ascomycota; Eurotiomycetes; Eurotiales; Trichocomaceae
Exons: 1
Source: RefSeq, a predicted model, not a curated record